AUGUCGCAAACCAAGACGGCCGUCGCAGGACACUACAAGUCUCCCGAGCGCGAGCUCGGCGCCGCCAAGGCCCGCUCGCCCUCGCCCCAAGCCCCCGAUUCGCGUGCCGCCUCUCUCGCGCCUCCGUCCCCCAAGUCCAUCGCCGCCCGUCUCGCCUCCCCUCAGCCAAAUUCCUCCUCUCGCGCGACCCCUGCGCCUGAAAAGACACCCGUAUCCUCUCGUGCCACGCCCGCACCCGCAGAGUCGCAAUCAGAUGAUGAGGUUGACGAGAAGAAUGUUAUAGACUUCGAAACGUUCACCCAAAUCCUUGAUCUCGAUGAAGAUGACACGCAUGACUUCUCCCUCGGCAUGGCCGAGGCGUACUUUGCCCAAGCCAGUACUACGUUCGUGGAUAUGGAUAACGCUUUUGAAAGCAAGGAUCUCGCGAAGCUCUCCUCGCUCGGGCAUUUCCUCAAGGGCUCGUCCGCCGCUCUGGGCGUCUCCGCCGUCCAGGCCUCCUGCGAAGACAUCCAACACUACGGCGCCCUCCGUGACGAACAGAACGGCAAGGACCUCACAGAGGCCGACGCGCUCGCGAAGAUCGGGCCGCUGUUGAAGCGGGUGAAGCGCGAGUAUGCCGUCGCCGAGCGGUGGCUACAGAACUGGUACAAGGAGCACGUCGUGCCCGAGGUCUGAGCCCGCCGCUCCCGGGGGCGGUCGUCGUCGUGCAGUGAGCCUGAGCCGCGCUGACUGGGGAGAGCGGGGUGGAUGUUGACGUUGACGCCGCCGCGGCUCCCCGCGCAGGUCUACCCGCCUGGUGCUGGUGCGCGCGCGGCGCGUGGGACACUGGCGGCGGCGGACUGCAGCGGGGGCGCGCGCACGUUUCCAGCAGGCACAGACACGGGCACGCACGCACUGCUUCCUCCUCGGGACGCGCAUUGGAGACGGGACGGAUUCGGGCGGCGGACGAAGAAGACAUCGUGUAGUCGUCGUGGUGUAUGUUAUUUCGUGGCGUGGCGUCUCGAGUGCGGUUUACCCCUUCUCGGCAUCUAAGUAUUAGUUGGGCGCACACGCCUCUCUUUGCAGUACUCUUCCGCUUGUCGUCGCAGACUUGGCUAUCCCAUCAUGCUUUCCGCUUUCUCAG
Trametes versicolor FP-101664 SS1 is the source of this 1123-nucleotide messenger RNA. Its product is annotated as histidine-phosphotransfer domain HPT domain-containing protein. NCBI's taxonomy places the organism in Eukaryota, Fungi, Basidiomycota, Agaricomycetes, Polyporales, Polyporaceae. Gene Ontology annotation, cellular component: nucleus; cytoplasm. Gene Ontology annotation, biological process: phosphorylation; phosphorelay signal transduction system. The record is from RefSeq and is a predicted model, not a curated record. Bases 1 to 675 code for a protein of 224 amino acids. Gene Ontology annotation, molecular function: protein histidine kinase binding; histidine phosphotransfer kinase activity. The transcript is spliced from 3 exons.